AUGCGGUACAACGAAUCAAAACUCCUCGACGGCCCUCAAAACCUUGACGAGGCUGCACAAGUCAUUCAGCAUCAUACAGAAAAAGUUGCCCGGCACGGCAACCAGAUGGCACAAGAGUACAACAAAUAUGCCGAGGAAUUGAGGGAUACUAAAAUGACGGCGGAGGAACUGGAAAGCAAGUUGAAACAAAAGGCCCAGGAGAUAAAGGACAACAUAAAUCAGCAGAUUGAUGGCUUUACGGAAUGGUUGAUAAAAAAAUCGGUUCGCAUUGUUGAAGUGCUCCACUUGAACCAAUCUGAGAUUGCGAAGCUAGGGAACUAUGCUGAACAGGCGCAGGGUUGGACUGAGCGCAUAUUUAAACGAGUACUCAACUUCAUCAAAUGGGUCUUCGAAAAGAUUAAUGAAGGGAUUACUGCAGUAUGGGAGGCAACCAAGUGGGUCGUACAGAAGGUGCAAGAUUUUGUGGAGGAUGCUAUCUGCAAGAUUCGACAAAUUUUCCAGACCCCGGAGGCAUCAAGGCACGGCGAAGAGGUCUGGCUACUUUGUCAAGCUUCUCUAAAGUCGUAG
Molecule: messenger RNA, 567 nt
Organism: Alternaria postmessia
Lineage: Eukaryota; Fungi; Ascomycota; Dothideomycetes; Pleosporales; Pleosporaceae
Exons: 2
Coding region: 1-567 (188 amino acids)
Source: RefSeq, a predicted model, not a curated record